Messenger RNA from Trichomonas vaginalis G3, 891 nucleotides. RefSeq lists its product as uncharacterized. The transcript has a single exon. Lineage: Eukaryota; Parabasalia; Trichomonadida; Trichomonadidae. Bases 1 to 891 code for a protein of 296 amino acids. The record is from RefSeq and is a predicted model, not a curated record.
AUGGAAAUUAAACCAAUACCAGUUGAAGUAUGCAACCCAACAAAUAAAUCAACAAUUAAUACAAGCGAGAGAUGCUGCACGUUAUCGUUUCAAUUAUUAUCUUCAAAUGGAAUGACCGAUUCAGAGAAUCUCCAACAUCAGGAAGUUCAAAAUAGUAGAAAUUUAACUCAACCUAUAACAAAAACCGAAAUAGACGAAAAUUCCAGGAAAAAUAACUCAACAAAAAUAAAACCUUCUCAGAAAUCAAACAUCCAACAGCGAAAUAACAAAAGUAUGUGUACAGAACCAUGCCAAAAUUCAUAUUAUUAUGCAUCGAAAUACCAACAUAUACAACCCAAACGAAUUGGGAAGUCAAAAAUAAAGAAAUUUGUUAAAUGCGAAAUCACACAGACAAGUGACAUAAUAUUUGAAUCAUCAGAGAGUAAAAAUACUGAAAUUCAGAAUGAUAUUUCCAAAGACUCAUCUGCUUUUCAAGCAGAUCUUACGUCAACAAAGAUAAAUGACGGAGUAUUUCUAACUGAAAAUGAUUUAACAACUGACACAGAAUUUCAAGUUAAUAAAAGUUUUAGUUUUCAACAAGAAGACGAUGUUGAAUACAAUACUCUAGAAGACACAACUGCUGUCAUUUCCGAACCUACCAAUUCUGAUUAUUUGGAAGAUGAUGUGAUCUCAGCUGCUGAUUCAACACAAGGAAUGAAUUAUCUUACAGAUGAAUCAGAAAAUUAUCGAGAAAAUAUCAUAUUUGAUAAGACAAAAGUAUCAUUUGUAAGUGAUGAGAUUGAAUUAGCACCAGGACAACUCUCCCCUCCAAUAAAGCUAAUGAACCAAUUAGUAGAUGAUGAUCGGGAGCUUCAACCAGAAGAUCUUGGCAUUUGGCUAAGAAAUUUGUAA